Messenger RNA from Scophthalmus maximus (turbot), 2057 nucleotides. It is a transcript of the gene tprg1, whose product is annotated as tumor protein p63 regulated 1. Bases 215 to 1297 code for a protein of 360 amino acids. NCBI's taxonomy places the organism in Eukaryota, Metazoa, Chordata, Actinopteri, Pleuronectiformes, Scophthalmidae. The transcript is spliced from 6 exons. Gene Ontology annotation, cellular component: cytoplasm. The record is from RefSeq and is a predicted model, not a curated record.
GAUGUGUAUUUAUAGAUGCGUGUCUAUGAGCUGCAGCUCCCGCCCUCUGAAACAACAACAAACUGUGACAGGAACAAGGAACAAGGAAGUCGUGCACCUGCCAUCUUUGACCGAGCGCUGCUCGUUCUGCGACCCGGAACCUGCCGCUCGGUGAUUUUAUCAAGCGGCCGCACGUCGGUGUCGCUCACCUGUUCAGGUGUCGUGAAGCGACGUCAUGUCAGAGGCUGAUGAGGUGCAGCUGCGGCACGUCGACCUCGGUCGGCCCGCCGCCCGAAGCGAGGCCACCGAGGGGCGGGGGGAGGCCCGGACCGAGGCCACCGCCCGGACCGAGGCCACCGCCCGGACCGAGGCCAUCGAAGAGCGGACAGGCGCGGCCGAGGGUCGGACCGAGGAGCGGACCGAGGAGCGGACAGGUGCGGAAGAGGGUCGGACCGAGGAGCGGACAGGUGCGACCCUGGAGCGGACAGGUGCGGCCGAGGGUCGGACCGAGGAGCGGACAGGUGCGGCCGAGGGUCGGACCGAGGAGCGGACAGGUGCGACCGUGGAGCGGACAGGUGCGGCCGAGGGUCGGACCGAGGAGCGGACAGGUGCGACCCUGGAGCGGACAGGUGCGGGGGCAGCGGCCCGCUCGAUCCCAUCUCCGGACCAGUUCAAACUGAGGCGGUUCUUCGUGCUGAGGCCUGGCACUCUGAAUCAGGCCAUCAAAGACGUCGAAGCUCUGGUGGAUGAGAAAGUGGAUGGCAGCGUUCACGGCAUCUGGCUGAUGGCAGAGGUGGAUCACUGGAACAACGAAAAGGAGCGUCUUGUUCUCAUAACGGACAACUCUCUCCUGGUCUGCAAGUACGACUUUGUCAUGUUCACCUGUGACCAAGUACAGAGGGUCGCGCUGAACUUUGUGGACCGCAUCUCCCACGGCGCCUUCAGCUUCCCGAAGCGCUCCCUCCUCCAGAGAGGAGGGGAGGGGGUGCGAGUCUUCUGGGACCGGCUGAGGGAGCCCUCCUUCACAUCCAGGUGGAACCCCUUUGCCACCGACUUCCCUUUCAUCACCUUCACCUCUCAUCCCGUGUGGAACGCCAGCGACACGUUCGCGCAGCUCUGCGAUGUCAAGAACUUCCGUGAGCAGCUCUGGGAUGCAGCGCAGAAAGUCCACGCCGUGAAACCAGUUCCUGGGAAGGCCAAUGGCGUCCUGGUCCUGAAUCAGCAGAUCCAAAUCGAGGCCUACGUAGGCCUCAUGUCUUUCCUCGGCAACCAGAACAAGCUGGGUUACUGCAUGGCUCGAGGAAACAUUGGCUUCUAAACGUUCAUUACAAUAAUUUCAUUGUCGUUGUGAAUUCUGUGGCUCAGUUUGUUUACAGAGAGUUUUGUAAUUCUUGAAGGAUUGACCAAAGAUUUUUCCGUGUUCAGGUUUGCUUUUUGUUUCACAUCGAAGCAGGACGAGGUGUGUGAGCUUUAAACAACUGUGUGAUCUUCCCCCGCUGCUUCAAACCAGUGUGCUGUGUCUGAGUACUCAGAAAUAUCCACAUUUCAACGCGGCUCUUCGCCGGAUGACGGAUCUCCCGCUGCUCUCAAGGAGCUUUGUAUUUGCUCCUCAGUGAUAUGGUAAUUCAAGUCUUUUGCAACGGGACUCCUUUCUUCCUCCCCCCAGUGUCUCUGCUAAGAGCUCAUUCCCAUGCCAUUCAGCCCCUCAGAGAUUCACCGGAGCACGGGGGAACAUUUGUCAGUUUAUCAUUCGUAGUGUAUUUUUACAGUGCAUACAGUGCUGGAAUUUCCCAUUUGAUUUGUGUGUUUGCCGUUAGUAGCUCUUGUUUAGUGCCAUCUGUCUGUCUUGUCAUGAAGACAUGAAAACAUAAGCCAUGAAACCAUUUUAUUGUUAUAAAAAAGAUGCAGGUUUUUUUAAAUGCGGAUUACUGUAGACUGUUUUUGUUCUGUGCUCUUCAUUCCGGGAAAUAACACAGAAUGCCCUUGUCCAUACCAAAUAAGAAUCCAUGCUUGUGCAAAUGUUAACCUGGCAGUGCCCUUUGACCCUUCAACAAUGUACAAUACAAAGAGUACUCAUA